GGCGUUGUAUUCAAUCACUGGCGAAGCAAAAAGACGUAGAUGCAGAAGCUCAAAACAGAGCAAGGGCCCUCAUCAGCUGCCUUAAAGACAGAAUUGCUGCUGCAACGCAGCAGCAGCAGCAACAGCAGCAGGAUCAGCAGCAACAACAGCUGCAGAGCGUGCAGCAGCAGCAUCGGGACAGAAAGCAGGCCCAGAUAAAACAAACACCACAAACGCAGCAGCAGCAGCAACCACAGCAGGAGGAACAGCAAGUGACGCUUCAGCAGCAGCAGCAGCAACAACAGCGGCAGCAGCGGAGAGAAGAGGAUGACGAGAUGGUGUGCUCUCCGUAA
Messenger RNA from Eimeria maxima, 332 nucleotides. RefSeq lists its product as hypothetical. The record is from RefSeq and is a predicted model, not a curated record. NCBI's taxonomy places the organism in Eukaryota, Apicomplexa, Conoidasida, Eucoccidiorida, Eimeriidae. The annotation marks the transcript as partial. The transcript has a single exon.